CAGAGAGAGGCAGCGCGCGGCGCGCACGGACGGGGGGCUGCUGGGUGCCGCACGGAGAAGAUGUAAGCGCGUGGGGUCUCGCUGGCCUCCGAGCACCAUGCAGAAGGGGAUCCGGCUGAACGAUGGCCACGUUGCGUCCCUGGGACUGCUGGCGCGCAAAGACGGCACGCGCAAAGGCUACCUGAGCAAGCGGAGUUCGGACAACACAAAAUGGCAAACCAAGUGGUUCGCGCUGCUGCAGAACCUGCUCUUCUACUUCGAGAGCGACUCGAGCUCGCGGCCCUCGGGGCUCUACCUGCUGGAGGGCUGCGUCUGCGACCGCGCGCCCUCCCCCAAGCCGACGCUCUCAGCCAAGGAGCCGCUGGAGAAACAGCACUACUUCACGGUGAACUUCAGCCAUGAGAACCAGAAAGCCUUGGAGCUGAGGACAGAGGACGCCAAGGACUGCGAUGAGUGGGUGGCGGCCAUCGCUCAUGCCAGCUACAGGACCCUGGCCACAGAGCACGAAGCGCUGAUGCAGAAGUACCUGCAUCUGCUGCAGAUCGUGGAAACGGAGAAGACUGUGGCCAAGCAGCUACGGCAGCAGAUCGAGGACGGGGAGAUCGAGAUCGAGCGGCUGAAGGCAGAG
Molecule: messenger RNA, 628 nt
Organism: Galeopterus variegatus (Sunda flying lemur)
Lineage: Eukaryota; Metazoa; Chordata; Mammalia; Dermoptera; Cynocephalidae
Gene: RASGRF1
Product: Ras protein-specific guanine nucleotide-releasing factor 1
Exons: 3
Biological process (GO): receptor recycling; endosome organization; retrograde transport, endosome to Golgi
Cellular component (GO): trans-Golgi network; early endosome; recycling endosome
Source: RefSeq, a predicted model, not a curated record